Lucilia sericata (common green bottle fly) is the source of this 2147-nucleotide messenger RNA. RefSeq names its product integrator complex subunit 9 (gene IntS9). The transcript has 6 exons. Lineage: Eukaryota; Metazoa; Arthropoda; Insecta; Diptera; Calliphoridae. Gene Ontology annotation, cellular component: integrator complex. The coding region runs from base 106 to 2076 and encodes 656 amino acids. Gene Ontology annotation, biological process: snRNA processing. The record is from RefSeq and is a predicted model, not a curated record.
AGUACCAGCUAUCAGCUGAUUUUUAUGAGUUUGUUUACAAAUUUGCCGGCGGUAGAAUUAACAAAAAAUAUAAAUUUUAUUAAUUUUUAUAAAAAAUAAAGGAAAAUGCGUCUGUAUUGCCUUAGUAAUGACUUGGCCAAACCGUGCUAUGUGAUCACCUUCAAGGGAUUACGAAUAAUGUUAGAUUGUGGUUUAACUGAACAGACAGUAUUGAAUUUUUUGCCUCUGCCAUUUGUGCAGAGCAUGAAACUUUCCAAUUUGCCCAAUUGGAUACCCAAUCGUGAGCAUGAUCCUCAAAUGGACGGUGAACUAAAAGAAUGCUGCGGACGGGUAUUUGUAGAUUCGUCGCCGGAAUUCACACUGCCCAUGGACAAAAUGAUGGAUUUUAGUGAAAUUGAUGUGAUAUUAAUAUCAAAUUAUCUUAAUAUGUUGGCUUUGCCCUAUAUAACCGAAAACACAGGUUUCAAAGGAAAGGUAUAUGCCACAGAACCAACCCUUCAGAUUGGUCGAUUUUUCCUAGAGGAAUUAGUGGAGUAUAUAGAAGUGGCUCCCAAGGCCAGUACAGCACAGCUGUGGAAAGAUAUGUUGCAUUUGUUACCAUCUCCUCUAAGCGAGGCGUUUCGUCCAAAGAAAUGGAAAACUAUUUUUGGUCUACGCGAUGUCCAUAACAGCUUGGCACGAGUUACUAUUAUGGGCUACGAUGAGAAAUUGGAUAUCUUAGGGGCUUUCAUAGCCACACCAGUAAGUUCUGGCUAUUGUUUAGGAUCUAGUAAUUGGGUAUUGAGUACAGCCCAUGAAAAGAUUUGUUAUGUCAGUGGGUCUUCAACGCUGACAACACAUCCGCGACCUAUAAACCAGUCGGCUUUAAAACAUGCUGACGUAUUAAUCAUGACAGGAUUGACACAGGCACCCACAGUCAAUCCAGAUACUAAAUUGGGUGAAUUAUGUAUGAAUGUGGCACUGACAAUUCGCAAUAAUGGUUCUGCUUUAAUACCAUGUUAUCCAUCGGGUGUUGUCUACGAUUUAUUUGAAUGUUUAACACAAAAUUUGGAAAAUGCUGGACUUAACAAUGUACCAAUGUUUUUUAUUUCGCCGGUUGCUGAUAGUUCAUUGGCUUAUUCCAAUAUUUUGGCCGAGUGGCUAAGUUCAGCAAAACAAAAUAAAGUUUAUCUUCCAGAUGAUCCAUUUCCUCAUGCCUUCUAUUUGCGUAACUCAAAACUAAAACACUACAAACAUGUAUUUUCAGAUGGAUUCAGUAAGGAUUUUAGACAGCCUUGUGUGGUAUUUUGUGGGCAUCCGAGUUUACGAUUUGGCGACGCUGUACAUUUCAUUGAAAUGUGGGGAAAUAAUCCUAACAAUUCUAUUAUAUUUACAGAACCGGACUUUCCAUAUUUGCAAGUAUUGGCGCCUUUCCAACCUUUGGCUAUGAAAGCAUUCUAUUGCCCAAUUGAUACUUCUCUAAACUACCAGCAAGCAAAUAAGUUGAUUAAAGAACUUAAACCUAAUGUUUUAGUUAUUCCUGAAGCAUACACAAAACCACACCCGAAUGCAUCGAAUCUAUUUAUCGAACAGCCAGACAAAAAAAUUAUAACAUUUAAAUGCGGGGAAAUCAUACGUUUGCCGCUGAAACGUAAACUAGAUCGAGUGUUCCUUACAUCAGAAAUGGCCCAAAAGAUUGUACCACGUGACGUUGGCAAUGGCGUGACUAUCUCCACCAUAACAGGCAUAUUACAAGUUAAGGAUAAAGUUCACAAUAUAAAACCCUGUAGUGAUGAAAACAGCGAACAACCUAGUGGUAGCAACAAAUUACCACCUCCGACACGUGAAGAUGUUUUGAAAAAUGUCAAAUAUGAAUAUGGUACACUUGAUGUAGACAUGCUAAUAAAACGACUCACACAAGAUGGCAUUACCAAUAUUAAAAUGGAGAGACAAGGCAACAUUCUGACACUACAUCUGGUCAAUGAGGACACGACAAUUAAGUUUGAAGAAAAUGAAACGCAUAUUGUAUGCGGUGGCAAGCAGUCGUUACGUUUAAAAUUAAGAGAUUCUCUAUUAAAAUGCUUACAAAGCUUUUAAUUUUUUAAUAACUUCCAUUAAAUAUGACAAGUACAACAAUUAAAUUAUCUUUUUUUUAAUAAAUAAUCAAC